Messenger RNA from Cladophialophora carrionii CBS 160.54, 1500 nucleotides. RefSeq lists its product as uncharacterized. NCBI's taxonomy places the organism in Eukaryota, Fungi, Ascomycota, Eurotiomycetes, Chaetothyriales, Herpotrichiellaceae. Gene Ontology annotation, molecular function: heme binding; monooxygenase activity; iron ion binding. The transcript is spliced from 2 exons. Bases 1 to 1500 code for a protein of 499 amino acids. The record is from RefSeq and is a predicted model, not a curated record.
AUGGCGAUGCUCAGCUCCGAAGUCACCACUCAGGUCGCCGUCGUCCUUCUCCCUCUACUUGUCAUUUACUGGCUGCUCUACCCGUGGUACUUCUCGCCCCUACGAAAGGUUCCAGGUCCCUGGUGGGCAGGCUACACCAAAUGGUGGCUCGUAUACAAGACCUGGGCCGGAGUGCGUGCAAAGACCAUCCAUGAGCUCCACCUGAAGUACGGACCAUGGGUGCGAGUCUCCCCCAACGAGAUCUCGACCUCGGACAGCAAGGCCAUCACCGCCAUCUACGGCGUCAACUCGGAGUUCACCAAGACCGAGUUCUAUCAGUACCAGCUGCGCGGCAUGACUGACGCCAAACCUGAGCUCUUCACCAUGGCCGACCGGAAAGCACACGCCAAGCGACGCCGCGAGCUGGCCCAUCUAUUCUCAAUGUCCACCAUCACUGAAUACGAGGACAUUAUCCAGAGAAACGUCCGCGAAUGUCUGGACCUCAUUUCCGCAGAAGGCAAGGAAGGCAAAGCCAGCAACCUCUACGACUGGUGGCACUACCUGUCCAUGGACAUUACAUGCGAGCUUUGCUUUGGCAUGGGCUUCGACAUGCUCCACAAGGGCGCCGUCAACCCCUAUAUCAAAGACAUGUACGGGUCGCUGACCAUCGAGCCCGUUCGAUGGCACUUUGGCUGGCUCAACAAAUACGCCAGCUACGCGCCAUUCAAGUUCAUCCGCGACGCCGAAGCCUGCAGCGUGCGCGGCUACCAGCGCGGCACGAAGAUGGUGCACGAAUACAAGCUGAAGGAGAACAAAGGCCGCGACAAAGACCUCCUCCAAAAGAUGAUCAACGCGCGGGACGAAAACGGCCAGCCCCUCCCCGACGAGGACCUCAACGUGCAAUCGACAAGCUUCAUCUUGGCCGGAUCCCACACCACCUCGUCGUCCCUGACGUGGAUCGUGUGGCGCAUCCUCAAGAACCCGGACAUCCACCGCAAAUUGAACGAGGAGCUCGACGCCGCGUUGGGCACCCACGACCGCAAAGCUGUCCCUCCACAUGCCAAACUCGACAACCUGACCUACCUGAAUUGUAUCAUAAAGGAGGGUCUACGCAUCGACACCUCCGUCCCCGGCUCGACGCCCCGCUACGUGCCCCCAGAAGGGGCCGUCAUGGGCGACUACAUUCUCCCACGCGGCACCAUCGUCUCCGUCCAGGCGUACACCACGCACCGCGACCCGGACGUCUUCCCCGACCCGGACCGGUUCCGGCCCGAGCGCUGGCUCGACGAGACGGCCGAGAUGCGUCACUUGUACAUCCCCUUUGGCGCGGACGGUCCGCGCAAGUGCAUAGGCAUUCACCUUGCGUAUAUGGAGCUGCGUGUCAUUUUGGCCGCCCUGUUCCAUCGCUUCGAUCUCAAGUUCGCGGGCGAGGUUACCGACGAGAGCAUGGAUAUGCAUGAGCUGUGGCUGGCGGCGCCAGUGGCGCAGAAUUUGAGCGUCAUUGCGACGGAGAAGGCGUAG